Molecule: messenger RNA, 1101 nt
Organism: Rotaria socialis
Lineage: Eukaryota; Metazoa; Rotifera; Eurotatoria; Philodinida; Philodinidae
Source: the annotation of a GenBank genome assembly
AUGGGUAAUACAAAUAGUAAUAACAGUAGUUCAACAAUUUUACCACGAUGGUCAACAAGUGUGCAAGAUUCGGCAUCAAAGCAAAUUCAGAUAAGUACUGAUCGGCCUAAUGGAUUCUAUUUUGCAGGUGAAUGUUUAACUGGUACAGUUGAAAUUCCGAUUUCACACUUACAACAGCAUUUACGUAGUAAAAACAAUCGAAAAUUAAUCGAAUUUAUUCGUCAACAAUCGUUGGGUAAUGAUAUUCUGGUGGAACUUAUUGGCAAUGCAACAUAUUCAGCUGAGGUUGAUGUAGCCGCCGAUAGUGAUGGACAUGCUACACAUCAGGUUAAUGUUUGCCGAGAACAUUGCUUUGUAACAAUCAAUCAACAUAUUGAGGAAAUAUCUAUUCAAAAUGAUAAUCAAUUAGAAACAUCAUUUGAUCAAACAACGAAUACUACGAGUUCUCAAUUCGAUACACAAGAUAUACCAUUAACAUUGCCUGCGUCUAUCAAAGGAAUAUUUCAAUUACGCAUACCGGAUGAGCUUCCACCAUCAUUAAUUAAUAGUCGGCCACCAUCAGUCGAGUAUACAUUAGAAUUAAGCCUAUCAUCAAGUCGUUAUCGCUAUCAAAUACCAAUAUUGCUAAAUUCUAAAGGUUGUAUACCGUGCCCUAUUAAUGAUAUCGAAUUAAGUUGCCGUACUACUAAACAACAUGACAUUUGCUUGCAAGCCUAUUUAUCAAAGACGUUCUAUCGUCCCGGCGAACAAAUACUUGUCAGAAUAAAUUAUUCAAAUCCUCAAGAACGUUCUAUUCGCUCCAUAGCCGUAACACUUCUACAAUUUUAUCGUAUACAUCACGAUGAAUAUCGUUUACAAUUAGAUGGUAAAGAAUGGGUAUUCGAUAACUCAACAGUGUUGCCACAACAAGAAUGGUCUGGUGAAACUCUUUUACAAUUACCAAGUCAACCAUUACAAGGAUCGUAUUCAAAUCAAUCUGCUGGUACAACACAAAGAAUUGGAUGUGAAUUAGAUUAUAGAAUUUUCAUUGAAUUAAAUGAGAAAAGAGGCGAUGAUAUGCAUUUAACAUUACCAUCGAUUAACGUCACAUAUCAAACAUAA